UGCUAAUAAACAAGCACAGAGAGAGAGAGAGAAAGAAAGAAGAAUGUCUAUGCUGCAGGCUUUGAAAAGUAUGACACAAAAUCUGAGGAAUGCAAGACUUAGAGAGUUGGUAGCUUGCAGACCUAGUUUGCAAAGCCUUGCGUUUAGUUCAAAGGCAGCUGCUGCGGCAAGGGACAGGGCAAAUAAGCUUCAAAAAGCCAGAAAAAUUGCAAGAGAGAAGGCAAGAGCAUACGAUCAAUGGUUCUCUGAAAUUGUUAAGGCGAAGAAGAUAGUCAAGCCUCAUCUGGAUAAAGUAAAAGAAUCAAUGAAAACACAAUAUGGAACGCUAGGAAAUAUGUUAAAGGACGGCGGUGACAUCCGUAUCCCAGUUAGCAAGCUUCUUGAUGAUGCAGUUACAAAGUGCUUAGUCUUUGGUACUGCAAGCGGUCAGCGUCAAGACAACGUAGACCUAAUUCUUGCACUAGGAGACAAAAUUGUAGAAUAUCAGAAGAAGCUUAAAGAUAAACAAUUUGUAGACAUCGAAGGAGCAGUCAAGAUAAUCACACUAAUUGAUUGUCUAAUCUCAAAGGAUCAGUUAGAGCUCGUAAAGGUUAUUCCUAACAGAGACGGUGAUUUUCGGUUUCAAACGAUGACUACAUACAACGAUGCCCUGGCAGUUGGAAAAUAUUCGGAGAACUUGAACAAGGACGACGUGAAUACGGAAUUGGCGGAUGACGGUGAUUCAUUCGUUAUCCUUUUCCUUGCAUUCAAGGCGUGGGUCUUGAAGAUCAAGAGAGUGCACUUGUGCCCUCCAUUCUCUUUUUUUCCUUAAGAGUAUGUUUAGUGGAUUUUGCCCACCUUUAAAUUAAUAAUGUCUGAAAACUAAAACAGCUAGUUACGUUUGUGGGUUGUCUUUGGAAUUAUGAUUCUUGAUAACGUGUUAUCGAAAAUUGUUUAUUUUGAUCUUUUCUCAUAUAUUAAAGGUUCUUGCUUUAU
Messenger RNA from Arabidopsis arenosa, 975 nucleotides. NCBI's taxonomy places the organism in Eukaryota, Viridiplantae, Streptophyta, Magnoliopsida, Brassicales, Brassicaceae. The record is from the annotation of a GenBank genome assembly.